This is a messenger RNA of Aedes albopictus (Asian tiger mosquito), 7658 nucleotides long. RefSeq names its product protein scylla. Gene Ontology annotation, biological process: regulation of TOR signaling; apoptotic process; negative regulation of signal transduction. Gene Ontology annotation, cellular component: cytoplasm. The record is from RefSeq and is a predicted model, not a curated record. The coding region runs from base 952 to 1689 and encodes 245 amino acids. The transcript has 4 exons. NCBI's taxonomy places the organism in Eukaryota, Metazoa, Arthropoda, Insecta, Diptera, Culicidae.
GGCCGGGUUAGUUAGGUUCUUUCAAUUGAUCAAGUAAUAUCGUACAUGAAGAGAAGCAAAAAGCGCAGAGAGAAAUCAGAGUUUUAUCUGAACUUGGCAGAUUGAGUCAGAAAAAAAGCAGAAAAUCAACAAGAGAGUCGCGAAUAGGAACAAGAGAGUCGCCGUCUUUAAAUGAGCAAAGUACACACAACGUUGAGUUAUUUUGUAAAUUUUAUCAUUAUUUAGUAAUUAAUGCCACUAGUAGACUCUUAACAAAUUGUCACCAAAAGUUACAAAGUUUUUGUCUGUGAAAUCAAGAAGAAGAAGAAGCAAACCCGCAGCAUCGAACGUUCUCGUGUGAUACAAGUGCCGGAAACAAAAUCGCAGCUGAGUUCGAAAAAUCGCCAUCAUAAGCAGAAAAACGACAGCAGCAAACGGCUAACCGCGAGAAGAAAAUCGAUGGUCGUCAAAGUCGGUGUGAGCUACAUAGCGGAAGAAAAAAAAAUACAAGUUAUGCUCUAUGCAAAGAACUGAAACAAGUGAAACGCAAUCCUCUUCGUAAAGUAAUGGUUAGGAUUUUCAAAUUUUGCCCGACAAAUACACAAAGUUGAAAAUCGUUCGGAGCAACAACCGCAACAUCAACACCCACAAAAUACAAAUGGAAGAGUAGAUUAUUUAACGCGAGUAAAAAAGUAAUAUUUAAAAAAUUACAAGUUAAUAAAAGAAAGUGAUAAUCAAGUGCUGUGAAUUACAAAUAAUAAAUUUUAAUCAUAAGCUAAAGUUAAGAGCUAAAAGAGAGUAAAUCAACCCCAUACGCAGAAAAAAAGAAGAAAAGUGGAAAACAUCAACAACAAGUCAAACAACGGAAAAAGCGAAAAGAAAAAGUCAAGCGAAGCGUAGCUGAAAGAAGAGAAAAAAUCAGUUGCACAUUGCGAACGAGGCACCGGUGGACGCAUAGAUCCCCUUGUAUUUAUGAGUGCGAAUUUCGCUGCCAUCGACGAUCUGGUUGAAGAGUUUCUGAAAAUGGAACUCAUUUCCGUUCCUCCAUAUCCAGGCCAAUUGGGUUAUCUAGGAUCAAACAAAGUCAACGAUUUCCGAACACCGUUGAUGCCGAUACCGGCAAAUAGUAAUAAGAACGCCAACCAACGCCAUCAUCAGUCACAACAGCAGCUGCCGAGCAGUCAGCCGGCCAGCCAGCGAAGUCACCACCAUCACAAUCACCACCAUCACAGCCAUCAUCAGGCAGCGCAGGAGAACAGUCAGCCGCUGGAGCCGGCGACGAUAGCCCUUACAGCAUCACCCCACGAAGAUGCCCUGCAAGCGCUAUCCGCCCGACUUGAGUCGGAACUGCGCACUGCCAAACGGCGGCAUUUAGCCUGCACCGAAGUAUUACUCCCGGCCGACCUUCUGCCCCGGAUAGCUUCUCAGAUGUUCGAACUGUCCGAGAAGGAACCCUGCGGCAUCCGCGGCUGCACGGUCUACAUCGAGUUCGAGGACGAGCCGGACAACAGCAGACGGAUCGCCACCAUGAAGACCGAUCCAACCACCGUAUCCACCUUCGAGCUGUACCUCACCCUUCGGCAAGACCGAAGUGGCUGGACCUCGAUUCUGCCACAGUUUCUCAAAAAUCUGGCCCGUGGCAGUACGAUCAUGAUCAGUCCGGAGUUUGCUCUGACCAAGAACAAGCUCUAUCACACCUACUCGGACUAAGCCGUCGAUCGAUGCCGAUCAACAGCGUCAUCGUCGUCGUCGUCGCUUUUUCGACCAUUCGUGUGAGCCCCCUGGCCCGUCACUUUUGCGGCCAAGGGGGUGGCAUGCGAGCAAAGGUAGGAAUGAACUUUCCAACUCUUUCCAACCGCAAAACAAGUGUAUCUGUGAAAAAUCGUUAAACAAAAGUCAGCCUCCACCCGAUCGAGCGGGGUGAGGAGGUCUCCUGGAGGUCCCGAUGAGUGGCUGCGAAGUUCUUCGAUUUGUUUUUAAGUAUUUUAUAAAUAUUUAAAACCAUGGCCGGUGGCGAUGCUAACAAACGAAAUUACAAAAAAAAAACAACCAAGUGAUCGCGUUUUUCGUAUAGAUGACGCUAGGAAGAGGAAACAAAAAGUGUACUCUCUCGACAUUUUUUUUUAUUUUUGUGUAUAGCAAAACAAAAACUGAUUGAAAAAAACAAACAAAACAAAAGAAUCGUCGCCAUUGUGAAAGUUUCGAGUUAAGGGAAAAACAGUAAGACAAAAACACGUGUACAGUUGGACGGAACAUUGGAAUCGGAAUCUUUUCGUUUCGUUGUCGUCGGUGUUGAUCAAAGUAGCCUUUAAAACACAGAAAAUUUGAAACAAAAAAAAAAAAAAAAUAGGACGGAAAACAAUCAUCUGUUGCCGCAGCAGCCGGAAGGGCAGUAGGCAGCCCCCCUAUAGGUAUGAUUUUUCAAAUUGUAACCACUUUGUGAUGAUUUCCUAGUGAUUUUCUUUUAAUUGAUCCGGUGCCAAACGUCCCGGACAGUCAGGAACGGUUUGGUUCACCAAAUCCGGGACGUUUCGCUCUGGGAAUGUUAAGUUUUUCUCUCGCCAUGGAAACAGAAAGAUAUCGUGUAAUCGCAGCAUGCUUAUGUCGACAAUUUGUUUGUUUAUUUCGGAUUUUUUUGUUUUGAUUUGAUUUCUAGGAUAUUCAAAUUGAAAAUCAAAAGUUUGGUUGGAAUUUCUUCAAAUUUUUAUCUCGAAAACAAAUAUUGGUGUAGAAUGUUCCUAGAAAGCAAACGUCAAAAUCAAAACAAACGAAAACAAAAGUAAAGUUUUUGCGGGGGGUUUAGAGGGGAAAGCGCGCGGGUCGGAGAAGCGGCGAGAAAAACAAAGCAAACCGAUAAAGCAUUUGUGAGUAAUCUUUUUUAAUGCAGUUUUAAGGCUAAGAUGCAAGUUGAACGAAAGCGUAUUUUUCGAAAGGAAGAUUUUUUUUCAGUGUCUCAGAAGCCCGUUUUUUUGUCUCUGUGUAAGUAAAUUACCGAUUAACGAUUAUUAGCUGUUAGGACCGUCGCCGAGAAGGUGGGAGAACGACGAGAGACGAAUACAACUUGUUUAUCAUUUGUGAUAUUUGCGCUAAUUACAGAUCCAGCUCUGUUCUCCUUAUAGAUUGUUUUUUUUUUUAACAAUAGAGACGAAUGCUAAAAUCCACAAACAAAACAGGAAUUUUCGGGGCCGACAUUUUCUUUUUUCUUCUGCAAACUUCUUUUUAUUUGAUCUCAGAGUUAAAGAUAAUCGAUUAGUAGUAAUAAUAAAUUAUCCAUCAAUACAAGCAAAGUUUAAUCAAUAGGAUCAAACAGCUUUUCGAUUUUCGCAAGCACUGAUCUCCGAGGAAACCAGAGAAUUUUCAUUCUAAACGGCGUUGCUUUUCGUUUUUUAACAAAUCCAAAACAAAGCAAAAAGGACGCUGAAAAAACUCACUCAUACUCACUCACUCAUGUGCAUCCAAUAUAUCAAAUUAGAACUCGUAUAUCAAUUAUCAAGAACCCUCCUUUCCUACUGUAUGGCCGUUAGAAUUCGAAUUAACACAAACAAACACACACACAACAACAACCAAACAGACGCGAAAUGGUUUUCACAGAAGAAACAGUUUCUCUUUUUGCAGCUGUCACCAUUUGUCACGGCAAACGUCACACACAAUGAAUUUAAACAACAAACAAAAAAAAUAAAAACAAAAUAGAUAUCGUCGAUAUGUGUCUGUAGUAGUUUAUCAGCAAAACCCAUCAAUUAUUCAUAAUCGUGUAGUUUGUGACUCAAACAGUAAUAGACAUAAAUUUAGCGUUCCAAAUUGUUCGAAUUUCGGUUGAUCGAAUAACCGCGCGUAGCUGUCAAGAUAGCAAUCGAUUCACCCCUCGGUCACUUCGCGCUUGGCUCGGCUUCGAGACCACUCGCCUCUACAGCAUUCAGUCUCGCAAAUUGUUCGGCAAAAUUUAAGGCGAACACUUGAUCAGCUGAAGAACUCACCCACCUCCGCCGACGUUUUUUUUCCACUCUGAGAACGGAACAAUUACGCGAGAAAUGACGCUUCCUGGCACAGUUUGAAUUGGUCGGAAGAGGCGAGGGGUCCGCAAACCGAGCUCGAGGGGUGACCGAAUGGAUUGUGAUCCAAUUCCGGUUUAGAAUUUUACAACAAAGUUUGGUUUUAUUUCUCACUUUAAAAUCCGCGGAAAUCUGAUACAAUAAAUUGAUAACAAGAAAAGAAUGGACGAAAUCGUGAUUAGGAUGUAAGGGCAAACAUAUUUAAAAACGAGAAAGCGAAAUUAUUAUUACCGUAAACAGUGGAAAAUGAAAUGUUUGAUACAAAAAUAUUGUGUGUGUGUUUUUCUAUAUUUAUAUAAUAUUUAUCGUAAAAAAAAAAACAAAAAAUACUAUAAAAACUACUAGGAUUUUCAAAUUUAAAAUAAAUUAUUACAGAAAUAAAACAAAUUUUAAACCCACAAAAACACAAAAACAAUCUAACAUUUACGUGAACCAAACUAAUACCUACAUCUAUGAUUGCUUUUCCUUUUUAGAGUCCGUACUUGGUAGUAACAUUAUGCAACCAUACUCGAGUCAAUUUUACUUUCUAAUUUUCCAAAUCUCACUUUUCACCAUCAUUUUCCCAUUCAUCCGAAUAUUUCGUGUGGAAUCAGAAAAAAAAACACAACCCCAUUUAAUAACGAUUAAAAAAAAACAUCUCUUGUUCGUGCGUAGAGUUUGACAACGAACGACGUUUUUCGGCGCUCGCACCGAGGGAAAAACCCGAACGCACAGCUUCGGCCACCGGAGCGGGCGCCGAAAAACGCUUCGUGCUACGAAAUUUCUCAAAAAUGUGAUACGAUCUUAGUUGAACCAAUAAAUAAUAAAAAAAAAAAGAUAUAAAGUAAACGAUCUAAGUAGUCUACCGAUGAACUUUAAGAACUGUGUGGCGCAAGUAAAAUCCAUAUCCCAGAAUUUGUAGAGCGCGGUCGCAGUCGGCGCCAGUCGAGCGUGACGCACCGCCAGAUAAAAUAUAUAAAUAUUGCGUAUAAAAACAACAAACAAAGGAAACAAUGGACACGUUAAUAUACUAUAUGUAUGUAAUAGUAGAUUUUCGUAUACUUAUCAAAAAAUUCCAAUCAAGGAAAGUAAAGAAAAACAGUAAACAAAAAAUCAUAAACAAAAUAUCAAAAAAAAAACAUGAGAAAACCCAAAAAAAUCUAAUCUUUUGUUUGUAUUGAAAAUUUUUGUGGAGCGUGAUGGCGAACGCCGCUCCAACCGAAAUCUGUUUUUAAUUUCCCUUGUAUUAGUAGUACUAGCGGAAGAGACAAGCACAACGUGAUCAAGUAAUGUUAAAAUAAAGAAAGGACUUAAAACCUUACAAAAAAUGAAAAAAAAAUGCUAAAUGUUUGUAUAUGUGUACCGAUACAUGCAUAUAACCGAAACCCGGACAAAAAAAACUUUACAAAACUUUGUAGACUGUUAAGGAUUUAAUCUCGUUCAUAUCCAGGAGCAGCGGCAAAUAAUACAGAAAUUACACAAAACAAUGAUAAAGAUAAACAAUGAAAAAACAGUAGGAAGCUUCUUGAAAUUCACCGCCAAACUAUCUCAUUUCGUCAUACUCAUCAUCGGACUUUUUGUUUCAUUUAAUACGACAGCUUCUCGGAGAUCAAAGUAACCUCUGUGCGUGCGUGCGCGUGUAAUCUCUGUGCGCACUCGCAAACAAAAGAAAAAGAAAAAGUGUUCUCUCGCCCGACACAAUGUUUAGCUUUGCUCGCGUGGCAAUCGUGCUCACGCCUCGGACGAUAACGAAGGAGAAUAAGAAGUAAAAACCGAUCGUGUACAAAUGUAAUGGAUAAUAAUUGUUAAUCAUUUUUAUUAUUAUUAUUAUUAGCUAGGAUUAGUAGAAUUCACUAGAAAUCGAGAGAGAUAGAGAGAUGCAAUGCGGCUCGCGGAGCGUUCCAGCGCCCCCGCGCAGCCGUGUUCGAUCGAAUCACUUUUGAAAACAAAAGCGUGGAGCGCCUCGAUUACUACACACACACACAUAUGAUAUAGGCUAUAUCUGCGCAACGCAUAAUCUUUAACAGAUAGAGACGCAAAACGAGUGCGAGAGGGUAGGAGUAAUCAAGCUUCAAUUUUGAAGAUAUCAGCGACGAUUAAGUUUUGUUUUUGAUUUCGAAAAACGAAAAUGCGAGAGCGAAUUUCAUCAUUUAUUUUGAUUGUAAGUGUGAUCUUAAUUGUAGUGUUUUUUGUGUCACUUUUUUAAAGCCCCUAUUUUAUUUUUUCGUCUUGUAAUUCCGCGAAUACAAACACAAAGUCAUAGUCAUUUGUUUUUAUUUUUACUAUGUUAUUUAGUCAUGUUUCAGUUUUUUUUGUUUUUUUACAUAACUAUUUACAUUUAAGUCGAACAUUAAAGAUUUUUCUCUCAGAUUAAGGAAGAAAACUCUAAUCGUGAUAUUUGUGAUUAAUGAUCGAGCGCAAGCACGUGAGCACGAGCAAAGCAAACGAAUCAGGCGAGAGGAAGAGAAAGAGAGAAAGAAAGCGCACGAGAGAAGCAGUGACAGUGCGUCAACGGGAAGCUGGCAGCGCACGCUUCGAUCCGGGAUUGUUUGCAUUUUUUUCGGCAACAAUCGAUUUUUUUAUUCUCUCAGUGUUUUAAGCCGCAAAGCUGGCACACUGGAGGCUGUAAUUUUGCGCAGCCCCUAUUAUCAAUCAGUAUUUAAGUUCGCGCAGUUCGUUUGGUCUUUGCUUUUGUGUUUAUCGAGCGAAGCGAUUUAGUUUUAUCAAAUCGAAUCCAUUUCGUUUAGUUUUGAUCUUCAAAACCAGAACAAAACAUCAAACAAACAAACAACUACAAAUUCGAGCCAAAUUUUCAUUCCAAGUUUUAUUGCCAAUGAAACUUUACUGAAUUUGGUUGGACGAUUGCCUCUCGCCCUUUUUCGUAAAAUGGCCCCCGGGGAUCGAAACUCGCCCAAACACAAUCCGCAGUUUCUCAGCAAAGGACUACUUAAGCGGGCUUCGAUCUCCGAACGCCGCCAUUUUUCGGAUGACAACUUCGAAAGAUAUCAGAAAAGUGGCGAGAGACGAACGCAGCGAACAAGCAAAACACACAACAACAAACGAAAAGCGAGUUUUUGUUUUUAGGUUAGGUUUUUUAAAUUAAACAGCAAAUGGAGAAAACACUAGGUAUCUACAUUUAACAAAUGAUGGGAAAGAAACAAGCAGAAGAAAAAGAAAAUCAGUUUUUGUUUUUUCGAAUGGGCCAAAGUUGAGCCGCAGGAAAAUGGAUUUUGCAAUGUCGAGAAAAGAAAGAACGGACGAUCGAAGGAGAAGAAAAAUACAAAACAAAAUAUUAAGUGAUAGUAUCUAAAAGUGAUAAUAAUUAAGAAAUGAAAAGUAAGAAUAACAAUUGUAAUCGAGCAAGAAAAAUACAAAUAAUUAUUAAUGCUAAUGAUGAAAACCACAUUAAUUAUUAUAUCAUUUGUAACAAACAGAGCAGAGAGAAUGGAAAACAAUGCAUUAUGGCAAACCAAUGGUAAAAAAGAAAUAAAAACAGUAAACACUUAGGAAUCCACCGUUUUUAAAAGUAAUAUUUUCUCUUUCUGUGGAAAUAGUGGAAGCAAACACAAAUGUAUUAUGGAAGUAACAAAAAUCCAAAAGAAAAUACGAAAAAAAUACAAUAAAAAAUGUCAAAAAUUGAAAAAAUUAAAA